This is a messenger RNA of Hibiscus syriacus, 1556 nucleotides long. Its product is annotated as aspartic proteinase Asp1-like. The coding region runs from base 207 to 1502 and encodes 431 amino acids. Gene Ontology annotation, biological process: proteolysis. NCBI's taxonomy places the organism in Eukaryota, Viridiplantae, Streptophyta, Magnoliopsida, Malvales, Malvaceae. The transcript has 8 exons. Gene Ontology annotation, molecular function: aspartic-type endopeptidase activity. The record is from RefSeq and is a predicted model, not a curated record.
UUCAAAAGAAAUUAAUUUUUUUAAAUACAGGAACUGAAAAGAGCGCGCGUAUAUAGUCAGAGCCCCCAACAAAGUCGAUUUCGCACCUUCCUCACCAAGUUCUCCCAGACUUUUCAAUGGUUUAUUAAGUACCCUUUUGCUCUCUCAUUCCUAAAAAUCAUAUCUUUUCUUUUUGGUUUUUUUCUUGUUGAAUCCUCUAAGUUGAAAUGGCUAGGCAGGAACUGAAAGGAAGAGGAACAGUGUCAUUGAUGAUCAACGUGUUGAUCUUUCAGGUUGUUCGUUGUGCAUCUCUACAUGGCUGUUUUGCAGCAAUCGGUCAAAGCCCACCUCCUAGGAAGAGAUCCACUGUUUUUCCAACGGCUGUUAAUAGUCUUGGCUCCUCUGUUUAUCUUCCUGUUUAUGGCAAUGUCUAUCCUCUUGGGUAUUAUUCUGUGACAGUUGGAAUAGGCAACCCACCUAAGCCAUUUCAGCUUGAUAUUGAUACUGGCAGUGACCUCACUUGGGUCCAAUGUGAUGCCCCUUGUACUGGUUGCACCCUGCCUCGUGACCGACUUUACAAGCCGGCUAAGAACAACUACGUGUUUUGCAAGGAUCCCAUAUGUGCCGCCCUUCAAUCUCCGAAUCCACAUCAAUGCCGGAACCCUAAUGAAAAAUGUGGCUUUGAGGUUGAGUAUGCUGAUCAUGGUUCGGUUCUUGGUGUCGUUGUCUCAGACAGCUUUCCCUUACGACUUGUAAAUGGCUCGGUUUCUUAUCCUCACUUGGCCUUUGGUUGUGGAUAUCGUUUACAAAAUCGCGGUCCACACCCUCCUCCUGCCACUGCCGGAGUACUCGGACUUGGCAGAAGUAAAGCGAGCAUCUCGUCCCAAUUGAGUAGUAUGGGUGUAACACGAAAUUUGUUUGGCCAUUGUUUCAAUGAUAAAGGAGGGUUUUUGUUCUUCGGAGCUGAUUUCGUCCCUAAAUCGGGAAUGAGUUGGACAUCGAUUUUACCAAGUUCCUCCGAUAAACAUUAUUCUUCCGGUCCGGCACAACUAUUUUUCGGUGGGAAGCCUACUGGUAUUAAGGACCUCAACGUUAUCUUCGAUACGGGAGCCACCUACACUUACUUGAAUCCAAGAGUUUACGAAAAUGUUCUUAAUCUGAUAAGGAAAGAUCUCCGCGGAAAGCCCCUACAAGAAGUGAAAGAUAUAGCUCUUCUAAUCUGCUGGAAAGGCAGUAGGCCCUUCAAAUCCGUGCUCGAUGUUCGGAACUAUUUCAGCACUUUCACGUUGAGUUUUAUGGGCUCUAGUAACGUUCAGCUACAACUACCACCUGAAGCUUAUCUCAUUGUCACUGAACAUGGAAAUGUAUGCUUUGGAAUUUUGAGUGGCGCCGAAGCCGGACUAGGAACUAGCAAUGUGAUUGGAGACAUUUCAUUGCAAGGCAAACUGGUGAUAUACAAUAACGAGAAUCAUAGGAUCGGAUGGGCUUCUGCGGAUUGUAGUCGAAAGUUUAGCCGAUUUUGAAUCUCUUCUCUUGUAAUAUGGAAUGGGAACUUUUAUACAGAGAAACUAAAUGAU